Messenger RNA from Megachile rotundata (alfalfa leafcutting bee), 1068 nucleotides. RefSeq lists its product as uncharacterized. Lineage: Eukaryota; Metazoa; Arthropoda; Insecta; Hymenoptera; Megachilidae. The record is from RefSeq and is a predicted model, not a curated record.
CAUAGUUCACGUGUCGAAUUGUAUAUCGCUCUUGAUAUUAUUAAGAGAUUUUAAUACAUAGAAACUUCUAUUCGUGAUUUUAUUUGCACAUGACAACCCAAUUUCUGCUAAGUUCUACGUCAGGAAUUGUACAACUUUCUUCAUUAUAUACCUGAAUCAAAUUUUAUUUUAUAAUUGAGAGUUUAUAAUUGUAAUUCUUCGACGCGACGUUAAACACGUUAUAUUAAUACAAUAAAUGCUUGUUUAUUGUAUUAGAAAGUGUGAAAUACUUUUUAAAUAAGUAUGACGAAUUAUAUAAAAAAUCGAAAACAAAUUUUAGUUCAUAACAUAUAUAUAUGAUAAUUCUUCAAUAAGAAGAAUAAGAAAUAAGUACUUAAAUGUAGUUUAUAUUCAAGCAUUCAUAAUGAAUGUUUAUAAUAAAAUUAGGGUAAAAUUUGUAAAACAGUUCAUAGUACAAAUUAAUAUGAGAGUAGCUUUAUCUACAAAGAAUAGAACACAUUAUGAAACGUUGGGAAUAUCUCCAAAUGCUACACAUAAUGAAAUAAAGUCAGCAUAUUAUAAAUUAACUUUAAAAUAUCACCCUGAUAAAAAUAAAAGCGAAUCUGCAAAACACAUGUUCCAAAAAAUUUCAGAUGCAUAUGGUGUGCUUGGUAAUUACAAGUCACGUAAACAGUAUGAUAGAAGUAUUGCAGUUAGACAUGGAAGAAUAAACGUAGUUCAUAAACCUGUGUAUAAACAGGAUAAUUUUGAAAGUGAUGCACCACCAAUAAAGCAAAAAAUUUAUGACUUUGAUGAAUGGACUCGAGCACAUUAUCAGAGAACUUUUGAAUCUGACCAGCGUAGAAGAUGGUUGAGAAAAAGAUUUAAUGAAUCUAAACCAAAACCAAGUGAAGUAGACCUUGGUGCUAUUAUUUUUCUAGGGCUAACUGUAUGUACUGUAUUUGGUUUCAUUGCUUACUUCAAAACACAAGAAGAUCAUGAUGUACCAUUGGAUAAAGAAAAGAAAUAAUUAAAAAUUUUAUUUUUAGUAAUACUAUUCUUUAUUCCAUGAAGAAUUAUUAAUAUAAU